AUGGCAUGCCUGUAGGGAACCAGACACAAGCAAGUCGUUAUUAGGUUUAAAACUAUUUAAAUAUGGCCACGAAACAGAAUAUGUUCAAAUAGAUUCUGAAUACAACUCAACACUCCACUUCCGUUCCCUUCUCUGGCUCUGGAAUCCUUGUUCGUCUCUUAUUCUUUCCUUCUUUACCUGAGGUUUUAUAGAACCGUCUUCCUGCUAUAUAUCUCUUAAUUAUCUUUAUCUACCCUGAAUUCUCUUAGUGUUCCCUUUUCGCUAUCUUAAUCCUUUUCUCUACAUCUAUACAUACUCAUCAAAACCCAAAGUUUUCAUUCGUACAAAAUAACAAUUCCCUGAGAUUUUUCAGCACCAGCUUUCUCUCUCUAAAUCAUAUACAUCCUAUCUAGUUUCAGGUUUCUGGGAUCCUUCAACGUCAUGGCACGAGAGAUUGGAAAUGUCAUGUAUGAUGAGGAGUUUGUAUUGAAUUCUCGAGGAUUGAAGCUUUUCGCAUGCAAAUGGAUUCCCAUGAAUCAAGAACCAAAAGCCUUGGUCUUUAUUUGCCAUGGUUAUGGCAUGGAAUGCAGCAUCACCAUGAACAGCACGGCGAUUCGGCUUGCAAAGGCAGGUUAUGCAGUUUAUGGUUUAGAUUAUGAAGGGCAUGGAAAAUCAGCCGGUUUACAAGGCUACGUGGAAAACAUGGAUUACGUUAUCAAUGACUGCUCUAGUCAUUUUACAAGUAUAUGUGAGAAGCAAGAGAACAAGGAGAAGAUGAGAUAUUUGUUAGGAGAGUCCAUGGGAGGAGCAGUCGCUUUGCUCAUACACAGAAAGAAGCCAGAUUUUUGGGAUGGUGCUGUAUUGGUGGCACCCAUGUGUAAGAUUGCAGAUGAUAUGAAGCCACCUCAAUUGGUAAUCACUAUUCUAAGAAAGCUUUGCAGUAUCAUUCCAACUUGGAAAAUAAUCCCAACCAAAGAUAUCGUGGAUAUUGCCUUUAAGGUACCUGAAGUGAGACAACAGGUCAGAGAAAACCCUUACUGCUACAAAGGGAAACCUCGCUUGAAGACCGGGCAUGAACUUCUAAGGACUAGCUUAGAUCUUGAGCAGAGGCUUCAGGAAGUGUCAUUGCCGUUUAUAGUUCUGCAUGGUGAAGCAGAUAGAGUGACAGAUAAAUCUGUCAGCGAGCAACUCCUCAGGGUGGCUUCAAGUUCAGACAAGACCAUCAAGUUGUAUCCUGAGAUGUGGCACGGUCUCCUUUAUGGAGAACCAGCAGAAAAUAGUGACAUUGUUUUUAAAGACAUUAUCGACUGGUUGGAUAACAGGGCUGAUCGUGGAAAUACAAGACUGGAGAGGGAGCAAAAACACAGGCAUGAUGAUUUUUCCAAGUCUAAAUAAGAGCAGGAAAUUCAGUGGUGGUGAUCUUCCCCUGGGCAAGAUUUAGUUCUUCAAUUCUAUGAGUGCGAGGUGGAAUUUCCAUUACAAAAACAGUACAUCCCAAAUGAUGACUUGAUAAUAUUUAUCAAUAAACUGUUCCACGUAAAGGCUAAAGUGAGCUUAGAAGUAAGAACUGUGAGAUACAUAGGGGCAUUUAAUAACAUAAAAUGGCUUCGGGAAAUUCAUUCAUUACGCCUGCACAUCCUCUGUACGAAAAGUUUGUUUUACAGAAAGCUUUCUAAUUUAACAGUGA
Populus euphratica (Euphrates poplar) is the source of this 1666-nucleotide messenger RNA. Its product is annotated as caffeoylshikimate esterase-like. The record is from RefSeq and is a predicted model, not a curated record. The coding region runs from base 421 to 1374 and encodes 317 amino acids. The transcript is spliced from 7 exons. NCBI's taxonomy places the organism in Eukaryota, Viridiplantae, Streptophyta, Magnoliopsida, Malpighiales, Salicaceae.